GCCGUGCCGGGGCCGUGCCGGGGCCGUGCCGGGGCCGUACCGGAGCCAUGUCUUCGCGGACGCUGCCGCUGCUGUUCCUGAACCUGGGCGGGGAGAUGCUCUACAUCCUGGACCAGCGGCUGCGCGCACAGAGCAUCCCCGGGGAGAAGGCGCGCAAAGAUGAAUGGACAGAUGUGGACAGGAAACGAGUGAUGAACGACAUCAUCGCCACCAUGUUCAACAAAAAAUUCAUAGAGGAGCUGUUCAAACCCCAGGAUCUGUAUUCCAAGAAAGCUCUGCGCACCGUGUACGACCGGCUGGCUCAUGCCUCCAUCAUGAGACUGAACCAGGCCAGCAUGGACAAGCUCUACGACCUCAUGACCAUGGCCUUCAAAUACCAAGUGCUGCUGUGCCCUCGGCCCAGGGACAUUCUGCUGGUCACGUACAACCACCUGGAUACCAUCAAGGAUUUCAUCUCUGACUCCCCUGGCAUUCUGAACCAGGUGGAUGAGACUUUGCGGCGGCUGAUUGAAACCUACAACUGUCUCUCUGAUGGUGAAUUCCAGCUCAUCAGGCAAACACUUCUCAUUUUCUUCCAGGACAUGCACAUCAGGGUCUCCAUCUUCCUGAAGGAUAAAGUGCAGAACUCGAACGGUCGCUUCGUGCUGCCAAUCUCAGGGCCUGUCCCGUGGGGCACAGAGGUGCCAGGACUCAUCAGGAUAUUCAAUCACAAAGGAGUGGAAGUUAAAAGGGCUGAGUUCACCACUGCUGGGAAUUAUGUUAUUCCACAAAGGGAAGGAUCUUUUGAGCUUUAUGGAGACAGAGUCCUCAAACUUGGAACAAAUAUGUACAGCAUGACUCGGCCAGUGGAGACACACAUGUCGAGAUCAUCCAAAAAACUGGUAUCCCAGGCAAAGGAGAACAUAGCUCCCAACCCUCUUGCUAAAGAAGAGCUGAACUUUCUGGCCCGGCUGCUGGGAGGUUUGGACAUCCAGAAACCCGCUGGUGGAGAGACGGGAUUUCGGCUGAAUUUGUUCACAACCGACGAGGAGGAGGAACACGCCGCACAGACCAGACCAGAAGAGUUGUCCUACAAGGUUAUCAACAUUGAAGCCACACAGGAGCCGGGGCGGCGGGAGGAGCUGUCCCGCAUCCUGGGCGAGCUGGAGGUGACGGAGCCGCGCCCGGGCAGCGCCGAGAAGGGCGAGGAUCUGCUGGCACUGAUGGACGGGCUCUGAGCGGGACACACGGAGACCGGGCCCUGGGGACAGCGGGACACGGGGACAGCGGGACAUCGGGACAUGCGGACGCCGGGACUUGGGGACAUCGGGACUUGGGGACAUCGGGACAUGGGGACACGCGGACGCCGGGACUUGGGGACAUUGGGACAUGGGGACACGCGGACACCCACCGGGGUGCGCGCGCAGCCGCCCCGCCCAUCCCAGCCGCGGGGCGGGGCUCGGGGCGGGGCCGCGCGUGUGCCGAGGGCCGGGCUCAGGGCGGGGCCGCGCGUGUGCCCACCACAGGCCUUAGAGCUGUCUGGCAGCAUCUCGGUGAUAGCAGGGGAAAUGUGGGGCUGAUGCCAGGAGCGCUGCUGGUCACAGAAGUGGGUACAUGUAUUGUUUUGGUAUGGCCUGGUUUUUGGUAGCUGGGAGGCCUUAGAGGUGGCUCCCUGUGAGGAGCUGCAAGAAGCUGCCAUCAUGUCCGGCAGAGCCAAUCCCUGAUGGCUCUGAAGAUGGACAUGCUGCUGGCCGAGGCUGGGCCAAUAAGAGAGGCUGGUAAUACCUCUGUGCUAACAUAUUUAAGAAGAAAUUAGAAAAAAAAUCACAGGGGGCUUUCCUUUGAGUCAGAGAAGAGGAGGAGGUGAGAACAUGUGAGGAGAAACAACGUAGAGACACCCAGGUCAGUGCAGAAGUCAGGGUAGGAGGUGCUUCAGGUACCACAGCUGAGUCUCUACUGCAGGCCGUGGUAGUUACCAUGGUGAAGCAGCUGUGCUCCUGAAGCCCCUGAGGUUCCACAGGCAUGCAGAGAUGCAUCCCAGAGCCUGUGGGAAACUAUGGAGAUUCAGAGAUCCAUGCACAGCACGUAGGGGUGGUGCCCAUGCUGGACCAUGUGCGUACCUGGAGGAGGCUGUGAUUAAGUGGGAGAUGUAGAGCAAGAGGGCCCUGAUUGCAGCUAGAACAGCCUGGCCUUGGAGGACUGCCCACCAUAGGAAUAUACUUUCCAGCCAAGGAGAGAUGCUGUUUUCCCACCAACAGGGUGACUCCAUUCCAGUUUUCUGGAAAAAUCCAGUCCGGGUUUUCCCUCCAACCGGGAGAAUCCAUUCCAGUUUUCCGGAGAAAUCCAGUCCGGGUUUUCCCUCCAACCAGGAGAAUCCAUUCCAGUUUUUGCCGGAAAUCCAGUCCGGGUUUUCCCUCCAACCGGGAGAAUCCAUUCCAGUUUUCCGGAGAAAUCCAGUCCGGGUUUUCCCUCCAACCGGGAGACUCCAUUCCAGUUUUCCGGAGAAAUCCAGUCCGGGUUUUCCCUCCAACCGGGAGAAUCCAUUCCAGUUUUUGCCAGCAAUCCAGUCCGGGUUUUCCCUCCAACCGGGAGAAUCCAUUCCAGUUUUCCGGCGAAAUCCAGUCCGGGUUUUCCCUCCAACCAGGAGAAUCCAUUCCAGUUUUUGCGAGCAAUCCAGUCCGGGUUUUCCCUCCAACCGGGAGAAUCCAUUCCAGUUUUUGCCGGGAAUCCAGUCCGGGUUUUCCCCCUAACUGGGAGAAUCCAUUCCAGUUUUUGCCAGCAAUCCAGGCCGGGUUUUCCCUCCCACCGGGAG
Messenger RNA from Hirundo rustica (Barn swallow), 2791 nucleotides. RefSeq names its product organic solute carrier partner 1 (gene OSCP1). The record is from RefSeq and is a predicted model, not a curated record. The transcript is spliced from 11 exons. The coding region runs from base 48 to 1217 and encodes 389 amino acids. Gene Ontology annotation, cellular component: cytoplasm; plasma membrane. Gene Ontology annotation, biological process: transport. NCBI's taxonomy places the organism in Eukaryota, Metazoa, Chordata, Aves, Passeriformes, Hirundinidae.